UCUUGACCCCCAGCUCUCGUCCAUUCAUCUACAUGGCUCUAACCAUCGCCGGCGGAACGGGCGGCGCUCGGAAUCUCCACGGUGGCAUCAGCGCUGGAAGCUCCCGCCGGCCGGUCCUCUUCCCACCAUCGUCAUGGAACCCUCCUUUCUGGUCUCUCCAUUUCAAGACACGAAACGCGAACAUGGUCGCAGAAGCAGCCAAGAAGUUGUCCUACAGAACAGGGAAGUUCGACAGCAAGAACAGAAGGAACUCGAGAGUGACGACCAAGGAAGAGGAUAAAGACAAAGAGAAAGAACAAGAACAAGAACGACCACAACAAAAGGCGGUUCAGAUUGAAACCAACUCGAGUCGCGGCGGUGGAGAGAGCGUCGCCGGGGCUGAUGGGUAUUUCGUGCCGGAGCUUCCUGGUCUGGAGCCGGACUUCUGGGAGGGGCCUCAGUGGGAUGCUCUUGGCUUUGUCGUGCAGUAUAUGUGGGCUUUCGGCAUCGUUUUCGCGUUAAUUGCAUGUGGAAUUGCUGUUGCCACAUACAAUGAAGGUGCCACAGAUUUUAAGGAGACUCCUGCAUACAAGGAAUCAGUUCAAUCAAGAGAUCUUUUGGAAGAACCUGAAGGGUCUACCUCAGACGUUUUUGAGUCUAACCCAACUGAGGAGGCACCUAGUUUGGAAUAGCUAUUUAGUAGUUUUAUCCAAACAACUCGUUCAGUCAAAGGAACAUUUCAGCUAUGGCUGUUACCCUCAGUUUGUAGGGUAGUGGUAAGUUCUGUAACUAUUUCACUUUUGUGUUUUACUGUUAUAUGAGAUACGAAUAUUGGUAUAACAGCGAGUGUGAGAACAAGCAGUAAAUUUGAUAACUCAUUUCUGAAGAAGGAAAAUAUGCAUUUGGAUUUA
Messenger RNA from Diospyros lotus (date-plum), 890 nucleotides. RefSeq lists its product as uncharacterized. Lineage: Eukaryota; Viridiplantae; Streptophyta; Magnoliopsida; Ericales; Ebenaceae. Bases 33 to 671 code for a protein of 212 amino acids. The record is from RefSeq and is a predicted model, not a curated record. The transcript has 2 exons.